Hydra vulgaris (swiftwater hydra) is the source of this 2187-nucleotide messenger RNA. RefSeq lists its product as uncharacterized. The record is from RefSeq and is a predicted model, not a curated record. NCBI's taxonomy places the organism in Eukaryota, Metazoa, Cnidaria, Hydrozoa, Anthoathecata, Hydridae.
CAAUCAUAAAAACAGGGGGGGGGGGGGGCGGAGAAAGUCGAGUAGCGCCCAUAUUGAUAUGAUAUUGUUUGUGUUCAAGUGUACUUUUUUUGUUAGGGACAUUAAAAUUAUUUAAGAUUUCUUAUAUUAAGUGUUUAGACAGAGAUUCCUCAUUAUAUUUUUAUAUGGAUAACAAAAUUAAUUGCUGCUUUGUAAAUAAUUAUGGAGCUUGUUAUAAACAAUCAUAUACUCAAGAAAGAAAUCUGAUUGAAGAUAUUGACAGCAAUGAUCGUAAGAUACCUGAAAAACGAACAAAUCUGAAACAAGAACAAAUUACUAAUAUAUGCACACACCAUCAUGAUAUGUUAGUUGUAAGAUAUGAGGGUAAUCAGAAAAGUUGCUGUAAUCCAUUUCUGAGUCACCAAAAGAUGUGUAGAGCAUCUCUACGUGUGAUUACAAUGCAUACUGUGUUAGAAGCAGAAACCAUAGGUUUAAAUCUUAUACCUGGAAAAAAACUGUUUCCAACCUGUUGAAGUAAAGUUAUAACUUGUUUAUCAAAAAGUAUAAGUGAAAAUAAAAAUGAUGAAUGUUUUGAUAUUGUUAAUGAAAGAUCCAUUCAUUUUUACGAAGACGAUGAACAUAGCCGUAUAAUGCCUGGUAAAAAGGACUAUGUAAGCAUAAAGAAAAAUGUCCACAUGCAAAAACAUUUAUUCUAAUGUAAUUUAAAGGAAUUGUUUGUUGCCUUUAAAACCAAGAACCCAGAAAUAAAAAUAGGAUUUUCAAGGUUUUGCACCUUGCGACCUAAAUGGUGUAUUACUGUUGGUGCCUCAGGAACACAUUCUGUAUGCGUCUGUGCUAUUCAUCAGAAUUUGAAACUGCUUUUACAUCCUCUUGGUAUGACAUACAAAGAAUUGUUACCUUAUAUUGUCUGUGAUAUAACUAAUAAAGACUGUAUGAUGAGGAAAUGUGAAAAAUGCCCAGCAACUAUGAAUGCAUUGGUUAAAAAACUUUAUGAUAUACUCGGAGAAUUUGAAGAUGAUGAUGAGAUUGAAUUUGAUCAAUUGACAACAACAUAUAGGUCAAACUUGACACAUAAUAAAGAGCCAGUGUUUGAAUACUAUGAACUAGUAUGUAGAAAACUGGAAAAACUGUAGAUCAAGAAAGGAAGAUAUGAAUGAGGUAACAGCAUUAUUUCUGGGUGAUUUUUCAGAAAACUAUAAAUUUGUAGUUCAGGAUGAAGUGCAAAGCUUUUAUUGGACAAAUUUACAAUGUACACUUCAUCCAGUCAUUAUUUAUUUCAAAAAAAAAAGGCAUUCUCAAGCACAAAUCCCAUUGUAUUAUUUCGGAUGAUAUGAUCCAUGAUGUGAACAUGCUUUAUAAAAUUAUUGAGGUUGUUUGCAAUGAUAUAAAAACAAAUUUGCCUCAAAUAAAAAAUAUUGAAUACUUUUCAAAAAUAUUGAAUACUUUUCAGAUGUGCAGGUCAAUAUAAGAAUUGCAAAAAUAUGUUAAAUCUUUGUUUCCAUUGUGAAGAUUUUGGUUUUACUGCUAAAUGGAAAUUUUUUGCAACUAGUCACGGUAAGCAACCUUGGGAUAGGUGGUACAGUCAAACGUCUGGCAACACUAGCAAGUUUGCAAAGAGAUAUGGAUAAUCAUAUUUUAUCUCCACAAACAAUGUAUAAAUAUUGCAAUGAAAACAUUAAAGGCAUAAAUUUAAUAUAUAUUUCAUCAGAAGAUUUAACUUUGGUGAGAACCGCUCUUAAAGAACGAUUGGAUACUGCUAAUACAAUACCUGGAACACGUAGUUACCAUCAGUUUGUACCACUUGGCCAUCAAAAGGUAGGCACUAAGCUAUGCAGUGUUGAUGAAGAAUUUGCUUUAAUUCAUGACUUUGGAAAUAUCCAGAUAACAACUGUAAACCAAGUACCAGGUGGUUAUGCCUGUGUUUCCUAUGAGCAAAAGUGGUGGAUAGGAGUCAUUGAAGAUAUUAAUUUAGAAGAAAAAGAUGUGCUUGUAAAAUUUAUGUGUCCUAAUGGUCCUGCACGGUCGUUUAAAUGGCCACCAAAGGAAAGCCAAUGCUGGACAUGAAAAUGUCCACAUUAUUUGCAAAGUUGAGGUACCGAUAACAAAAACAGGACUUUGCUACUAUUUAUCCAAAGAGAAAAAUUAUUUUCCUAAGGAAGUAGAGAUUUUUAUAUUUAUAAGUCAUUC